This is a messenger RNA of Rhopilema esculentum, 2999 nucleotides long. Lineage: Eukaryota; Metazoa; Cnidaria; Scyphozoa; Rhizostomeae; Rhizostomatidae. The record is from RefSeq and is a predicted model, not a curated record.
AUAAUAAUAUCAUAUUUAUUAAGGUUAUCUUUGAUCAGCAACAACAUGCUGUUAUCAAUAAAGGACCUGUCCAAAAUAUACAUGGAUUUUUACAAAAAGUCUUAAAUCUUAAAAUUCACAUUUAAUUUCUGCUCCUUGAAAGUAAAAUACCUUCUUGCCUGCUUCUGACUGUACUUUGGGCAAAAUAAUAUAUUUUUACAUUGGCACGCGUACACUGACUGUGUUUUACUCUAGUGAAGUAGUUCUUCUACUGAAGUAAAACUCUAGUGAAAAAAAUUUUGAAGGUUCUUCUACUAUCGUGUGAAAGUUAGGUAUGAUUCCUUUUCUCCAAAUACUUGUCAUUGCUCUGUAGUUUGGACAAUCUCAAUGGUUUUGAUCAGUGUUUGCAGUGUUCCUUAUAUGCCACAAGGCAAAUAUUGCUCUAUAUUUGGUCCAAACCUUGUUUUAGCCAUGUAUCAGCUCAGUGUAUUUGACAAGAAAGAGUCUUAUCUGGGUAUUUCAAGCUAUUUGAAACUGUUUAUCAGAAUGAACACAUUUGUCUCAGGAUUUGAGAGCCUUCCCCUGCUUUUAGAAAGUAAUUUCGUUUGGCUUCUUCAAUCAAUUCAAGCCUUUUGAUAUCAUUUUUUAUUUCUUCCUAACAGAGUUUCUAUAUGCCUGGUUUGUUCGGUAAUGUUACCUGGUCAUUUGGGCAUAGUAUCUUGUGAAGCUCUUCAUGCCAACCAAACAUCUUAGUGCUAUCCAUUAUGGCUACAGAAAUUGCCUCAUCAUAACACCACAUCCUUUGUUUGUAAGGGGACAGUGCUAGGUUCGAAGAGGGUAAUUUCCUAUGAAUGAAUCUGAAAAAAUGCAUGAGAUAGGUUUGAAAUCAGUGGCAAAGCCAGUUCUGGAGAGUUGGUCAUCAUAUUAUAUAAAGCAUGUACAUAACAAGGUAAAUGCAAUUUUGACAACCCUUCCCUAUUUCCUCAUUCAGAUCUAUAGUACUUACCAGUACAAAUAGUGGUAUUAUUUUUACAAACAAAACAACCUCUAGUCAAUAAUGGUUGAAAGAAGAUUGCAGUAUAAACAAGUAGCUUUGCUUACUUUUUCAAUUUUUUUCUCACGGGAAAUUGCCCAGAUAACAUGGGUUCCAAUGCUAUACUUCUUUUUUGGCCUUGCUUAGCAUGACCUGUGUGACCUCUAGCUUCGCCAUUUAGAAAAAUGAAAACAAAUUAAUAUUAAAAUAAGGCACCACCAUCUUGAAAUAAGGCAAAUUAGAUGUAAAAAAUGAAAAUUUUGCUGGCAAGAUCAACUUUAGAAUUCAGCCGGACAAAACUAGUCUUGCACAGAUUUCUCCACCAAUGGGGAUGUCCUGGAGGAGCUCCCCUGAAAGAUUACUUGUCAUUGCAUCAUCAUCUGCCUCGUUUUCACAGUGGUGGUGCAAUCGCCGCUCAUCAGGUUGUUUAUAAAAGGAGACUUGAUAUCUCCAACAGCAAAUCGAAGAAAAUGGAGUCUUUUGGUUAUUAAGGUGAUUUGGAAUCAAGAUGAAGUAUUUCGAUGCAUACCAGCUUUUGGCUCAAGUUAGUUUUGUUGGUUACACUCUGCUCCGAUGUUCCAUUGGGCAUAGAAAUUUUUUGUAUGAGCCUGGUUGAUGCUCUUGUAGCAGAAAAAUAAACGAUAAAUUCAAGGCGAAUCUGCCGAGAAUCAUCCUACAUCUUUACUGCCAAUUAAGUUUCUGGAAUCGACAUCUGAUUUACCUGUCAACCCAAAGAAGUUCGCCAUGAAGUCCCGAAGAGGUGUUAUGCAAGAACUGCAUUUCCUCCUUAAGAAUGUAGAAUUUCUAACCGAGGGACAAUGCAAAAUCACAGAUAUCGACGAAAGUGGCAAAGUAAAUGCACUGAGAUUUGUGGUUAAAAUAGUGCCGGACAGCGGACCAUAUCGGUUUGGAAAAUUCGAUUUCUUAUUCAAAGUAACGCGUAGUUAUCCAACUAUUUGUCCAGACAUCAGAUGUUUAACUCAUAUAUACCACCCAAAUAUUGAUGAGUCAGGUGAAAUUUGUCUGAGUCUUUUCGAGGACUGGUCCCCUGAAUAUAAUUGUUUGAUGCACUGCGUUUAUGGACUGCUUUUUCUGUUGAAAAACCCGAAUCUUGAUGACCCAUUGAGCCCAUAUUUUUGCCCUGAAGAUGCAAAUUGCUUGGAAUCAUUUCAUGAGAAUGUCAGAAAGUCUCUGGAGGGUGGAGUAGUUGAUGGAUUCAUUACGUUUGAAAGAAAUCUUGUCGACAAAAAGGAUUACAAAGAGUAGUGAUCUAAAGUAAUGAACAUUUUUGGCAGCUAACCAGUGCCCCCUUUGAGCUGAACAGUAGUAAAUCUGUUUCAUUUAUGCAAUAUGUUUGAGUCAAGUUAUUUGGGAUUGAUUUACUUAGUUACCGCAAACCAUUGCGAGAAAGCCAAAAAAUAUAGCUUCCAUUGCCUUAAAGGGGUUUUAAUAUGAUUAUUUCCAGAUUUGAAUUUUUAACGCCCUUCCAGGGUGGAAAACUUGUGGCCUACUGCAGCUACCCUAGAUUUCUUGCACCUUUGACCUGACCCACAAUAGCAAUCUUGAAGUCAUGUAUGUUGUACUGUAGUCAUGUAUUUGUGAGCCUGCAGCUUUGCCUAAAAAGACUUUGCUUGCAUGUCACAGCUAGUAGUGUGCUGUUGCUCGUAGCUACACAUAGCCAAAAUCACACGUCAUAUUUUCCAACCUGGCUGCCCCUAAUCCUAUAUUGGAAAGAAAGAAAAUAAGGAUGUUUGGUGUAAAGUUUUAACACUGUAGAUUUGUACAUAUUUAAGAUUGUUAUUUCUAAUGACACGUGUCUUUGAACAAUAUUGUUAAACAUUGUAGAUUUUCUACCUUUUUCUGUGUUAAUGCUACCCUUUUUGAAUUGGAUGAUGCAAUCAUUCUGAAUAUACUAUGUAAAUUUCUAGAGAUGAAAAAAUUAUUUAAUAGUUUUGCUUUCACUUUAAGAACAUCAUUAAAACUAGUA